This is a messenger RNA of Suricata suricatta (meerkat), 2286 nucleotides long. RefSeq names its product zinc finger CCHC-type containing 3 (gene ZCCHC3). The annotation marks the transcript as partial. Gene Ontology annotation, cellular component: cytoplasm. Gene Ontology annotation, molecular function: RNA binding; double-stranded DNA binding; zinc ion binding. Gene Ontology annotation, biological process: detection of virus; cellular response to exogenous dsRNA; positive regulation of RIG-I signaling pathway. NCBI's taxonomy places the organism in Eukaryota, Metazoa, Chordata, Mammalia, Carnivora, Herpestidae. The record is from RefSeq and is a predicted model, not a curated record. The transcript has a single exon.
GACGCGGCCGAGCGGCCCGCUCAGGACGAGCAGGCGACGGCGGCGGCGGGCCCCGCGGCGGGCCCGGGCAAGGGCCGCUUCCUGGUGCGCAUCUGUUUCCAGGGAGACGAGGGCGCCUGCCCGACCCGCGACUUCGUGGUGGGCGCGCUCAUCCUGCGCUCCAUCGGCAUGGACCCGAGCGACAUCUACGCGGUCAUCCAGAUCCCGGGCAGCCGCGAGUUCGACGUGAGCUUCCGCUCGGCCGAGAAGCUGGCCCUGUUCCUACGAGUCUACGAGGAGAAGCGCGAGCAGGAGGACUGCUGGGAGAACUUUGUGGUGCUGGGGCGGAGCAAGUCCAGCUUGAAGACGCUCUUCAUCCUCUUCCGGAACGAGACGGUGGACGUGGAGGACAUCGUGACCUGGCUCAAGCGCCACUGCGAUGUCCUGGCCGUGCCCGUGAAAGUGACCGACAGGUUUGGGAUCUGGACCGGGGAGUACAAGUGUGAGAUCGAGCUGCGCCAGGGGGAGGGCGGGGUCAGGCACCUGCCUGGGGCCUUCUUCCUGGGCGCGGAGAGGGGCUACAGCUGGUACAAGGGCCAGCCCAAGACGUGCUUCAAAUGUGGUUCCCGGACCCACAUGAGCGGCAGCUGCACGCAGGACAGGUGCUUCCGGUGCGGGGAGGAGGGGCACCUGAGCCCUUACUGUCGGAAGGGCAUCGUUUGCAACCUCUGUGGCAAGCGAGGACACGCCUUUGCCCAGUGUCCCAAAGCAGUUCACAAUUCCGUGGCAGCUCAGCUAACCGGGGUGGCCGGGCACUGAAUGCCCGCCUGUCCUGCCAGAGGAACCCAGAGCCAGCGUACCCCCUCUUAAGUGCCAAAACUUUUUUUUAAACCAUUUUUUAUCGUUUUUGAAGGAGCUCUUUUUAGAUGGACAAGAGACGUCCCUCUCUGCCUUCGUAAACCGAGUGUACUCCAUUUCAGCCUUUUCUGAAUGGGUGACUCUGUCAUCAGUAACUACCGAGAAAACUGUCGUGUGCAGAUGUGUCACCUCUUCCUUUCUCAGCUUUUGUUUUCGUUUUUGUACCUGGGUUGUUUGGGGGUUUUUGUGGGCUUUGUGUGGGUUUUGGGAUUUUUUGUACUUUUUACUCCCCACGACUUGUCUUCUCCCAGGAUUUUCACCCAUUGGGCUGCCUUGCUCAUCUUUAUGCUCCAGCUGUUGGUAAGGGGCACACUGCGUUGUAGGCACUCCGUCAGUAAUUGUUGAAUCCAGACCGUUGUUGACUGUGGCUUCUGUCAGGGUGUCUACCUUGUGCAGCUCUCUCCCCUUUUAAUUUGCUGCUUCUAAUCUAUGGUCUGAGAAUUUGUGAAACCAGUGUUGUUCGAAGUGUAUGUAAACUGAAUCAAUAAGCUCUGAAUGGUGGCCAAGGGCCUCUCUUAAUGGCAUUAAAAUGCAUGGACUUUGGGACAGCUGUGCAGUGGCUCAGAAGCCAUUUUUCACAGAAUCAUGGAAUUUAGAAGUUUUUUUGCUGGAAAGAGCCUAAAAGUUGGUUUUGACGAACCCCCUGGAUUUCCAACAUGUGCAACAGGCCCAGAGAGGUUCGGUGACUGGGUCCAAAGUCACAGAGCUGUCCGGUUCCAGAGCUAGCCUAGAGUAGAGUUCCCUGACCCCAAGCCCGGUGCUCAUUCCACUACCUCUCACACUUCACAACAUUUUCCUCAACACUCGAGGGCCCAGAAAGUCUGAUCUCUCCAGAAUGAUAAGCCCAGAGGAAUGCUAAGAAAUCCUCUAGCAGGGACUUCUGAACACUUUGGAGAUCAGGAAGGGACAAAGGAACAUAAUCCAGGGUGCCCUUACUGCUCCCUGGGGUACUGUAUGUGGACAGAAGUGCCAGAUCCUUUGGGACCUCACCCUUCACCAUUCACUGCCACCGCUUCGAAAUGGGGGUGCUCCUCAGCAAGGAAACCUACCAGAGGUUUACAUUUGCACCUUAGCUUCAGUAGCGAGAAACCCCGGAGAAGCAUCCAACUGGAGCUCAUCUACAACUCCCUCACUCACAGGAGAAAGGUGAUUGUAGCCUGUAAUCAUGAGUGAGCAGUUCACUCUAAAGUGUACUUGCAAAAUAGGCCACUUGCAAGAGGGCAUUGGGUCAACUGUUACCAAGUUAAAGUAGAAAAGACAGUACACUGCUUUUCUUUUAGUUUUUGUUUUUCCUUUGCCUUAUGUUUUGCUAUUUCCUUGUGGCUUAGAAUGUAAAAUCGAUUGUUAAAAGUUUUGUUCUGAAUAAAUAUUUAUCUUUUGUAUUCCUAA